AUGCGCACCUCCGCAGCCUUCCUCUUCCUCGCCGCAGCUGGCCAGCUCCGGUCUGCUCUGGGCGCUCCUCUUCCCGGCGUCUUGGACGACAUCGCGGGCAUCCUCACGGGCGGCGAUGGCGUCGGCGAGAUUGGCCUCGGCACGGGCGAAACCUCCGAUGUGGCAGUAACGCCCGUGUCGCAGGACGAGAUCACGAGCGCCCUUGUCCGCCCGGCGCUGUUUGCGCGCUCGGUGUACUGCUCGUCCGAGGCCGUCGCGGCCCUUUCGUGUGGCGAGCAGUGCGACGCGCUCGGGGACGUCGAGAUCCUCAAAACGGGCGGCGACGGAGCCGAGACGCCGCGGUUCUUCGUAGCACACGACAAGGAACAGGAGGCUAUCGUCGUCGCGCACCAAGGCACGGACCCGAAGAAGCUGCUCUCGGAUCUGAACGACAUCAAGAUCCUCCAGGUCGCCGUGAACCUCACUAACCUGCCAAACGCACCUGACGAUGUCAAGAUUCACGAUGGCUUCCAGGACGCACAGGAACGGACGGCGGGUGACGUGCUCAACACCGUGCUCUCCGCACUGGCCUCGACGGGGGUGAAGAAGGUGCUCGUGACGGGCCACAGCCUCGGCGCGGCAAUUGCGACUAUCGAUGGGAUGAUGCUGAGGAUGCAGCUGGACGAGAGCAUAGCAGUGACCACCACGGUCUUUGGCCUGCCCCGCGUCGGCAACCAGGCGUGGGCCGACCUUGUCGACUCGACCUUGGGCGAUAACUUCAAGUUUGUCACGAACCAGAACGACCCGGUGCCGCAGGUGCCGCCUCACCUCCUCGACUACCAGCACCCGAGCAACGAGAUCCACAUCACCGCCGUCGACGCGUCCGGGCAGACCGCGACGGCGCAGGCGUGCCCUGGUCAGGAGAACGAGAACUGCGUCGAGAGCCUGAGCCUCAUCAACGCCAAGAAGAUCAACCACAACGGGCCGUACUUUGCCAACAUCAGCAUGGGCAACAAGUUCUGCACGGCGUAG
Molecule: messenger RNA, 1011 nt
Organism: Epithele typhae
Lineage: Eukaryota; Fungi; Basidiomycota; Agaricomycetes; Polyporales; Epitheliaceae
Product: alpha/beta-hydrolase
Exons: 3
Coding region: 1-1011 (336 amino acids)
Biological process (GO): lipid metabolic process
Source: RefSeq, a predicted model, not a curated record